UGGUUCCGUCGCACCGACUUUAAAAAACCAAGUGCAAUCUGACACUCUACCAAUGACACCUCUGUUUUCUCUGAAAAUAACUCAAACUCUCCGCAGCAGAUUGUGACAAUAUGAACGAGAGACAGCGACCCCGAGACUCCAAUGAGAUCCGUCGCAAUCUGGCACCCACGUUUGCGGCGGCUUCGGGUGCUCCAAGUGCAGCUACUAGUGGCAAUAUGGGUGAAGCAAACCCCAUCUCUGGUCGAAAUGCAUCCGCACACAGACAGGGGAUAACAAACGCUGGCAACACACGUACACACUCGACUAGCCUAAAUGCUACUGCGUACGCAUAUGUCCAGCACGCGAAAGAUGUGGCUAUGGGAAUGCGCGAAAAGCAGCAAAAACAGACGGAGAUGAAUAGGCAUGACGUGGGGGUGAGUGCGACUCAGAGCUCAGCACUGGUGGGCGCGGGUACAGGUGUAGGUGCGCAGUUGGCUCCUGGACUACAGCAGGCCGCGAUGCAAUCGGCUGAACUUGUCCCAACAGCCACCGGGAAACAACAGCAUGACACGCUCAGAACGGCUGUGCGGCCUCCCACACUUGGCACCAUGAGUCAUCAACUGCGACCCCAAGUAAUACAACAGAGUCAACAAGCUCUAAGCCACCAACCACAGGCACAAGUUCAAGCCCAAACACAGUCCCAUGCACCAGGUCAUAUACAGACACAUGCACUGUACACGAAGACCAAAACAUUUGAGAAGCCACAGCAAUCCUUUGGAGCUCUGUUGGAGGGUAUGAAGAAGCUCAAGCAGACGCACGUGGAGAGUGAGUGCAAGAUUGCGCAGCAGAACGAAACUAUCGGCGAAUAUGAGGUCAAAAUGAAGGAGCAGAAUUCGCGACUGCAAGAGCUGCAAAAGCGGUGUGGACAUCUCGAGCGUAAGCUACAAGUAGAGCUCAAGUCAAGGGACGAGGUUCUACGCAAAAUCCAGAGUAUCAACACGUUAUGCCUAAGUCUGAAAGAGAAGAUGUCCAACAUCGACGAGGUGAUUGCAAAAGGAGAGGAGGACAAAGACGAUAUCAAACGCGAGCUCAAGCGGGUUCGAGUUGCUUUUGAAACUCUGUCCAAGGAUUUUGCUGAACUGAGCCAAUCGAGGGAAAAAGAAUCUGCGGCGUGUAUGUUAUUCAGAUUGCCGACAGGAAUGUACAGCAGUGAUCGGGGACUCUAUAAGACACAAAUUACAUUAUUUGCAAGUUAUGUAUGUUCUGGCAAUACGAUGUGUGAUGUAUGUUCUGGUAAUAUGAUGUAGUUGAAAGGUGCACAAACCGUGUAGUGUGGACAUAAUUGUAUGAGUUUGUCGUGAUAUGCAUUUAAGUUGAUUCCCGCGCUCAUCAGUGUAUUCAGCAUCAUUUCUACUAUACGACAGUCGAUGCUCAACCACGGGCGGCAGGUACAUUUAAAGCUUCAAUAGCAG
This is a messenger RNA of Sphaeroforma arctica JP610, 1451 nucleotides long. RefSeq lists its product as hypothetical. NCBI's taxonomy places the organism in Eukaryota, Ichthyosporea, Ichthyophonida. The transcript has 7 exons. Bases 111 to 1286 code for a protein of 391 amino acids. The record is from RefSeq and is a predicted model, not a curated record.